UUGGAGUUCCUUUAAACAGCCAUGGAUGCUAAUAACACCUUAUAUAUAAACGGGGACCGUCAAUUGAAUAUAAAUAUACAGUAUUCGUUAUUAAAUUAGUACUUGAGCCAAUAGUUGCAAAUUGUUUAUAGCAAUGAAAGUUGUGUUGCUUUUGGUGGUCGUAGUCGGCGUGGCUUUCGGUGAGGAAUAUACCUCAAAAUUCGACAAUGUCGAUCUGGACCAAAUCUUAUCAAGUGAUCGGCUGUUACGCAAUUACAUUAAUUGUCUGCUGGAGAAAGGAAAGUGCACGCCUGAUGGCACUGAACUGAAAAAAAAUUUGCCCGAUGCCCUGGAAAAUGAAUGUUCCAAAUGCACUCCCAAGCAGCGGGACGGGGCGAAGAAAGUGAUUCGUUACCUCAUCGAGAACAAACGCGACUACUGGGACGAGGUGGCUGCCAAAUACGACCCAGAAGGCACUUAUUACAAGAAAUAUCAGGAGCAAGCCAAAAAAGAAAAUAUAAAAUUGUAAACAGUCGAUUUACUUACACGAAAUGGUAGUAGAAAUAAAGUGAUUAAUCAGUUAAAUCUU
This is a messenger RNA of Dendroctonus ponderosae (mountain pine beetle), 568 nucleotides long. Its product is annotated as ejaculatory bulb-specific protein 3. The transcript has 2 exons. NCBI's taxonomy places the organism in Eukaryota, Metazoa, Arthropoda, Insecta, Coleoptera, Curculionidae. Bases 134 to 508 code for a protein of 124 amino acids. The record is from RefSeq and is a predicted model, not a curated record.